AGGAGCGCUGAGGGUAACGCAUUCAACUCCACACUGAUUUUACUUGUGGGUGUGUGCGUUCCUUAAUGGCAAGGGGUCUGCCUCCGCAUUCGCCUUGAAUGCGUGUGUGUGUGUUUGUGUGUGUGUGUGUGUGUGUAUGUAUGUUUGCGUGCGUCUCAACCCACAACAGUGUGGGUGGAAUAGAAAUUAUACGAGGGUGGGUGGAAAAGCAGUGAAAGAGGAUGGGUGGGGGGAGCAGAGAGGCAGGGCGAGGGAGUCGAUAGAGAGAGAGGAGGAGGAGGAGGUGGGCGAGCAGGGGGAUGAGAGCGAGAGGGAAGGGGAAUCUAGCGACAGCGACACUCUAUAGUGGUUUGGACAUUUGAAAGCCAUCAAGCUUUGCCGCUUUGCAGCUUCGUCUCUGAACACAGACACACACAGUCACAUUCAACAGCUGAUGAAAUGUGUGCUGAGGGGAGCUCUCACAUGCUGUGCUGAGGAUUACAAGUCUCUUUCUUCAUGGAGCAGCAAACUUUGAGCGUGGAUUCUGAAACGACCGCUGAUCCAUCCGCUGCAGUCUCCGAUGGAGAGCUGAACAGCGUGGAGCUGCAGGGCUGCAGCAGCGACAACAGUCUGAACAGUAAUGCCAGCCUUCCCAGCGUCCAGAGCCACCGGCGCCACACAGAGAGGAGAGUGGCCAGCUGGGCGGUCUGCUUCGAGAGGCUGCUGCAAGAUCCUGUGGGAGUCCGCUACUUCUCGGAGUUCCUGAAGAAGGAGUUCAGUGAGGAGAACAUCCUGUUUUGGCAGGCCUGUGAGUUCUUCAGCCACGUCCCUGAGAAUGACAAGAAGCAGCUCUCCCAGCGUGCCAGGGAGAUCUACAACAGCUUCCUGUCCAGUAAAGCCACAACGCCGGUCAACAUCGACAGUCAAGCUCAGCUCGCUGAUGACAUCCUCAAUGCUCCCCGACCUGACAUGUUCAAGGAGCAGCAGCUGCAAAUCUUCAACCUGAUGAAGUUUGACAGCUACACACGGUUCCUCAAGUCUCUGCUCUACCAGGAGUGUAUGCUGGCGGAGGUGGAGGGCAGGCCUCUGCCGGACCCUUACCACGUCCCCAGCAGCCCCACCUCCAAACACAGCACCACAGGCUCCGACCGCUCCAACCUCUCCACACCCAAGAAGGAGGACAAAAAGAGUAAAUCUGGUCGAUCGUUAAAUGACGACAGCAGAGAUGACUCAGGCGACAGGAAGAAAGGCAUUUUCUUCUCAUGGUCCCGCAACAGGAGCUUCGGCAAAGGCCCCAAGAAGCGAGAGCUGACAGACUUCAACUACAAUUUCUCCGGCAGUAAUGGUCGGCGUGAAUCGCAGGGUUCACUGUCGUCAGGAGCCAGUCUGGAGCUGGGGACUUCAGGGUCUGGGAAGAAUGAGGGAGAUGCUUCCCGUGGUGCAGUAUCGCUGUCAACAGAGCGCGGAGGGGGCAGCGCCCCCUUGAGGCAAUGUAACAUAAGCUUGCCGGAUGGCUCGUGUUGCUCUGUGCCACUGAGGGCCGGAGUGUCCAUCAGGGACCUGCUGCUGGGCCUCUGUGAGAAGCUCUGCAUCAACUUGGCAGCUAUAGACCUCUUCCUGGUUGGAGGGGAGAAGCCACUUGUUUUGGACCAGGACUGUAUGACGUUGUGCUCACGGGACCUCCGACUUGAAAAACGCACUCUUUUCAGACUCGACUUGGUCCCUAUCAACCGGUCUGUGGGCCUCAAAGCUAAACCCACCAAGCCAGUGACUGAGGUCCUCAGGCCUGUGGUCGCCAAGUACGGCCUGCACCUCUCUGAAUUAGUAGCUCGCAUUAGUGGGGAGUCAGAACCUUUAGAUCUAGGGCUUCCUAUUUCCAACCUGGACGGGCUGCGAGUGGUGUUAGAUGUAGCGGACUCCACUCCUGGAAAAGCAGACAAACAGAAAGUAGCUCCCUCUAAGAGUCACAUCCCGGCGUCUACGAGCAGGAACCAAUCUUCAACUGGGGAGGAUAGGCCAACAGGGAAAGCCGGUUCAGCCCACCCCCGUGGGGAAAACGGCAAGGCUGGGCACAGCCCUGACCCAAGAGGCCUGGCCUUACCCAACAACUCUGGGUCUCUCCAUAAGGCUCCGGAGAAACGAAAGCAGAAAAAGAUUAAUAUAGACGAAGCUGAAGAGUUCUUCGACCUCAUAUCCAAAGCUCAGAGCAACCGAGCAGACGACCAGCGAGGCCUGCUAAACAAAAGCAACCUGCAGCUUCCAGACUUUCUGCGCCUGUCGCCAGGGGCAACCAACCCAUCGGCACCUCCCCUCUUCGACCCUGAGCCCAGUUGCUCCACCCCUAAUUCCCGUAACCCCAACAACGGCAGCUUCCCUAGCAGCGGUCGCCGGGGCAAUAAGACAAACAUUAAUGACAGGGGCGGAGGCGGCGGUGGCCCUCACCCGCUCAGCGCGAGCCAUCAGUCCCAGAGCCUGGACUCUGCACUGGGCACUGAGAACGGAGGGGGGAGGAAAUCCAGAGCACUGCCACCGUUUCCCGGCACCGUCUCCCCCGUCCACCCCUCGUCCAGCAGGGGGGAAUCCGUCCAGAUGCUGGAGGAGGACACCCUGUCCGAUCUGACUCUCGUGGGAGAGGGGGACAUUAACAGCCCCAGCCUCAACUACAUCACUCCCUCAGCCCUCCCCUGCAAACCCCAACCCCAUCAGCAAGCACGGGACGGUAGGCCUAGCUCAGGUACCUUCCCUGUGUGACCCUUUUGAACUUUCCCCUCUAUCUUCACCUGACUGCGAGCGGAACUGGAAAACCCACUGCCGUCAGGCUGAAGCCGCUUGCUGGUCUGUGGCUGAACGGCCCAGAAUGCAUCCAGAUCUCCUCCCUCCCGUUAUUUAGCUAGAACAUCUUUCAAUUCAACACAUCGCUUACUACACUCUAACGCUAAUCUCAGAUUGAAGUGUAAAUAAACAGUAAAUAAUGUAAAAAAUACAAUGCUUAUAAGAGAAGUGAGUGUUCAUAUAGCGAAACAAUGGAUAGUGAGUGAACAUAGUGAUGUAUGCACUACUUUCAGGCCAGCAUGUACUGUAUAUCAGCUGCAGCCCUAAAAUAGACGAGGCUCAUUCAGAGAGGAAAGAUGGAUGCAUUAGGUCCGGACCUGUCAUUUCCCUGUGUGGUGUGUAUCUGUGUGAACUCUUGAGCGGACUUGCUGUGGAAUCCUUUUUUCGGAGACGUAAGCUCAAGGACGAGCUCAGGACAAAUUGGCGAUGACCAGUGCCAGACUCCUUCUUCCGGCACCCCCCCUUCAUUGUACAGAAUCUAGCAAUGCACUUUAGCCAAUUUACAAUAAGGAGACUUAACACGUCUUUACAUGUCUUUCAAAAAGGGUCUGUUUCACGCUCCAGUCACUAGCUCUCCCACCUCCAAAGUGGGACUGAAGCUUCAGCUGUGCUCUUACAAGUGGACUGUGUGUUAUUUCGAGUUUAUUAAAAGCCUCUCAGCACACUGCCACGACAGGCCCGACCCCUAAAACACAAACAUAUGCUGCAGCACCGUGAACACAGUCAUCUGCAUCAGCUGUUGUUUAUCAUCUAUGACACAGGACGUUCCACCGCUGUCCUCUCACAUCAAGCGUUUCUCGUGUCGCCCAUGGAAACCCAGACUGUGGCGAGCGGGCAGACAUUCAGCGCUCGCCCCCUGUGAUCAAAUGGUCCAGAGUCCUCUGCAGCGACUGUACAUGAGCGGCCCUCUUGUCUGUUUCUAAUUUCCAUUCUUCUUCUUUGUGCUUUUAUCACACAGCAGCACGUUUUUAUUCUCGGUCCCUCCAAAGUUAAGCAGGGUUCAUAGCUGUUGGCUCACUUCAGGGUUUCAGCUGGAAAUAAUUGGACUAAUAAAGACAAACCUUUUCACUUUUUACCAAUUCUUCAUCUUCAAGAAAACAUAUAUUUAUCCCACCUCCUUUUUCAUUUUAGUCUCAGUUAAAAGUAUUAACUUGUAUAUAGUCAAGUUUGUGAAACCAGCGUAUUGUUGUAGUCAUGGUUAAAAGGCAAUGCAGCCAUGCUGUUGCUUCAGUUGUGUGACAGUAGAAAUCAAUUCUCCUCUGUUCAGUUGACUGUACUGUCUGUAAAUAGAUCAAAUAAAUGUUUAAGAGGUUGAACUCGCUCUGCAGA
This is a messenger RNA of Pleuronectes platessa (European plaice), 4140 nucleotides long. It is a transcript of the gene rgs12b, whose product is annotated as regulator of G protein signaling 12b. Lineage: Eukaryota; Metazoa; Chordata; Actinopteri; Pleuronectiformes; Pleuronectidae. The coding region runs from base 496 to 2730 and encodes 744 amino acids. The transcript has 15 exons. Gene Ontology annotation, biological process: signal transduction. The record is from RefSeq and is a predicted model, not a curated record. Gene Ontology annotation, molecular function: GTPase activator activity.